Molecule: messenger RNA, 5624 nt
Organism: Mesoplodon densirostris (Blainville's beaked whale)
Lineage: Eukaryota; Metazoa; Chordata; Mammalia; Artiodactyla; Ziphiidae
Gene: PTPRU
Product: protein tyrosine phosphatase receptor type U
Exons: 29
Coding region: 92-4483 (1463 amino acids)
Biological process (GO): protein dephosphorylation
Cellular component (GO): membrane
Molecular function (GO): protein binding; protein tyrosine phosphatase activity
Source: RefSeq, a predicted model, not a curated record
UUCGCUCCGGCUCUGGCUCGCCUCGGGCCCGGCUCGGGCUCCGGCGGCUGCGCCCCCCGCGCCGGGCCCCCGGGGCAGCCUGCAGCGCACCAUGGCCCGCGCCCAGGCUCUCGUCCUGGCGCUCACCUUCCAGCUCUGCGCACCAGAGACCGAGACUCCUGCAGCCGGCUGCACCUUCGAGGAGGCGAGUGACCCAGCAGUGCCCUGUGAGUACAGCCAGGCCCAGUAUGACGACUUCCAGUGGGAGCAAGUGAGGAUCCACCCUGGCACCCGGGCUCCUGCGGACCUGCCCCAUGGCUCCUACUUGAUGGUCAAUGCUUCCCAGCAUGCUCCAGGCCAGCGGGCCCAUGUCAUCUUCCAGAGUCUGAGUGAGAAUGACACCCACUGUGUGCAGUUCAGCUACUUCCUGUACAGCCGGGAUGGGCACAGCCCGGGCACUUUGGGCAUCUAUGUGCGUGUCAAUGGGGGUCCCCUGGGCAGUGCUGUCUGGAAUAUGACUGGAUCCCACGGCCGCCAGUGGCACCAGGCUGAGCUGGCUGUCAGCACCUUCUGGCCCAAUGAAUAUCAGGUGCUGUUUGAGGCCCUCAUCUCCUCAGACCGCAGGGGCUACAUGGGCCUAGAUGACAUCCUGCUUCUCAGCUACCCCUGCGCAAAGGCCCCGCACUUCUCCCGCCUGGGUGACGUGGAGGUCAACGCGGGCCAGAACGCCUCGUUCCAGUGCAUGGCUGCUGGCAGAGCAGCGGAGGCCGAGCGCUUCCUUCUGCAGCGACAGAGCGGGGCACUGGUGCCCGCGGCCGGCGUGAGGCACAUCAGCCACCGGCGCUUCCUGGCCACCUUCCCGCUGGCCGCCGUGCGCCGCGCCGAGCAGGACCUGUACCGCUGCGUGUCCCAGGCCCCGCGUGGCGUGGGCGUCUCCAACUUCGCAGAGCUGAUCGUCAAAGAGCCCCCUACCCCCAUUGCGCCCCCGCAGCUGCUGCGCGCUGGUCCCACCUACCUCAUCAUCCAGCUCAACACCAACUCCAUCAUUGGCGACGGGCCGAUCGUGCGUAAGGAGAUUGAGUACCGCAUGGCGCGCGGCCCGUGGGCGGAGGUGCACGCGGUCAGCCUGCAGACCUACAAGCUGUGGCACCUCGACCCCGACACGGAGUACGAGAUCAGCGUCCUGCUCACGCGCCCCGGUGACGGCGGCACCGGCCGCCCCGGGCCGCCCCUCGUCAGCCGCACCAAGUGCGCAGAGCCCAUGAGGGCCCCCAAAGGCCUGGCUUUUGCUGAGAUCCAGGCCCGCCAGCUGACCCUGCAGUGGGAACCACUGGGCUACAACGUGACACGUUGCCACACCUACACUGUGUCCCUGUGCUAUCACUACACCCUGGGCAGCAGCCACAACCAGACCAUCCGGGAAUGUGUGAAGAUAGAGCAGGGUGUCAGCCGCUACACCAUCAAGAACCUACUGCCCUACCGGAAUGUCCACGUGCGGCUCGUCCUCACUAACCCCGAGGGGCGCAAGGAGGGCAAGGAGGUCACGUUCCAGACGGACGAGGAUGUGCCUGGUGGGAUUGCGGCUGAGUCCCUGACCUUCACUCCACUGGAGGACAUGAUCUUCCUCAAGUGGGAGGAGCCCCAGGAGCCCAAUGGCCUCAUCACUCAGUAUGAGAUCAGCUACCAGAGCAUCGAGUCAUCAGACCCGGCGGUGAAUGUGCCGGGCCCACGGCGUACCAUCUCCAAGCUCCGCAAUGAGACCUACCACGUCUUCUCCAACCUGCACCCGGGCACCACCUACCUGUUCUCCGUGCGGGCCCGCACGGGCAAAGGCUUUGGCCAGGCGGCGCUCACUGAGAUCACCACCAACAUCUCAGCUCCUAGCUUUGAUUAUGCCGACAUGCCGUCGCCGCUGGGCGAGUCUGAGAACACCAUCACCGUGCUGCUGAGGCCGGCGCAGGGCCGUGGGGCGCCCAUCAGUGUGUACCAGGUUAUCGUGGAGGAGGAGCGGCCACGGAGACUCCGGCGGGAGCCAGGCGGCCAGGACUGCUUCCCAGUGCCUCUGACCUUCGAUGCGGCGCUGGCCCGAGGCCUGGUGCACUACUUCGGGGCCGAACUGGCGGCCAGCAGUCUGCCUGAGGCCAUGCCCUUCACCGUGGGUGACAACCAUACCUAUCGUGGCUUCUGGAACCCACCGCUUGAGCCCAGGAAGGCCUACCUCAUCUACUUCCAGGCAACAAGCCACCUGAAGGGGGAGACCCGGCUGAAUUGCAUCCGCAUUGCCAGGAAGGCUGCCUGCAAGGAAAGCAAACAGCCCCUGGAGGUGUCCCAGAAGUCGGAGGAGAUGGGGCUCAUCCUGGGCAUCUGUGCAGGGGGACUUGCUGUCCUCAUCCUCCUCCUGGGGGCCAUUAUCAUUAUCAUCCGAAAGGGGAAGCCAGUGAACAUGACCAAGGCCACGGUCAACUACCGCCAGGAGAAGACCCACAUGAUGAGUGCCGUGGACCGGAGCUUCACAGACCAGAGCACCUUGCAGGAGGAUGAGCGGCUGGGCCUCUCCUUCAUGGACGGCCAUGGCUACAGCCCCCGGGGAGACCAGCGCAGUGGUGGGGUCACUGAGGCCAGCAGCCUCCUGGGGGGCUCACCGCGGCGUCCGUGUGGCCGGAAGGGCUCCCCGUACCACACGGGGCAGCUGCAUCCCGCGGUGCGUGUGGCCGACCUCUUGCAGCACAUCAACCAGAUGAAGACGGCCGAGGGCUAUGGCUUCAAGCAGGAGUAUGAGAGCUUUUUUGAAGGCUGGGAUGCUACAAAGAAGAAAGACAAGGUCAAGGGCGGCCGGCAGGAACCCAUGCCUGCCUAUGAUCGGCACCGAGUGAAACUGCACCCGAUGCUGGGAGACCCUGAUGCCGACUACAUUAAUGCCAACUACAUAGACGGUUACCACAGGUCGAACCACUUUAUAGCCACUCAAGGGCCGAAGCCCGAGAUGGUCUACGACUUCUGGCGCAUGGUGUGGCAGGAGCACUGUUCCAGCAUUGUCAUGAUCACCAAGCUGGUGGAGGUGGGCAGGGUAAGUGGGGCCGUGGGGGACGGGUGUGGCGGGCCAGGGGGCAGUGAAGAGCCCGCUGAGCCUGCCCCGCGGGGACUCCAGGUGAAAUGCUCGCGGUACUGGCCAGAGGACUCGGACAUGUACGGGGACAUCAAGAUCACGCUGGUGAAGACGGAGAUCCUAGCAGAGUAUGUCGUGCGCAGCUUUGCCCUGGAGCGGAGAGGCUACUCUGCCCGCCACGAGGUCCGCCAGUUCCACUUCACAGCGUGGCCGGAGCACGGCGUCCCCUACCACGCCACGGGGCUGCUGGCCUUCAUCCGGCGCGUGAAGGCCUCCACGCCCCCCGAUGCUGGGCCCAUUGUCAUCCACUGCAGCGCGGGCACUGGCCGCACAGGUUGCUACAUCGUUCUGGAUGUGAUGCUGGACAUGGCGGAGUGUGAGGGCGUCGUGGACAUUUACAACUGCGUGAAGACCCUCUGCUCCCGGCGUGUCAACAUGAUCCAGACUGAGGAGCAGUACAUCUUCAUCCAUGAUGCAAUCCUGGAGGCCUGCCUGUGUGGGGAGACCACCAUCCCUGUCAGCGAAUUCAAGGCCACCUACAAGGAGAUGAUCCGCAUUGACCCUCAGAGUAAUUCCUCCCAGCUGCGGGAGGAGUUCCAGACGCUGAACUCGGUCACGCCGCCGCUGGACGUGGAGGAGUGCAGCAUCGCCCUGCUGCCCCGGAACCGGGACAAGAACCGCAGCAUGGACGUCCUGCCGCCUGACCGCUGCCUGCCCUUCCUCAUCUCCACCGACGGGGACCCCAACAACUACAUCAAUGCAGCUCUGACAGAUAGCUACACGCGGAGCGCAGCCUUCAUCGUGACCCUGCACCCGCUGCAGGGCACCACGCCUGACUUCUGGCGGCUGGUCUACGACUACGGGUGCACCUCCAUCGUCAUGCUCAACCAGCUGCACCAGUCCACCUCUGCCUGGCCGUGCCCGCAGUACUGGCCUGAGCCGGGCCGGCAGCAGUAUGGCCUCAUGGAGGUGGAGUUCGUGUCAGGCACAGCGGACGAGGACUUGGUGACCCGCGUUUUCCGGGUGCAGAACAUCUCUCGGCUGCAGGAGGGGCACCUGCUGGUGCGACACUUCCAGUUCCUGCGCUGGUCUGCGUACCGGGACACGCCGGACUCCAAAAAGGCCUUCCUGCACCUGUUGGCCGAGGUGGACAGGUGGCAGGCGGAGAGCGGGGACGGGCGCACCGUCGUACACUGCCUAAAUGGGGGCGGCCGCAGCGGCACCUUCUGCGCCUGCGCCACAGUCCUGGAGAUGAUCCGCUGCCACAACCUGGUAGACGUUUUCUUUGCUGCCAAAAUGCUUAGAAACUACAAACCCAAUAUGGUGGAGACCCUGGAUCAGUACCACUUCUGCUAUGAUGUGGCCCUGGAGUACCUGGAGGGACUGGAGUCAAGAUAGCAGGGGCCCCUGGCCUGGGGCACCCACUGCGCACUCAGGGCCAGGCCACCAUCCCGGACUGACAAGGAAGACCUGCGCCCCCAACUCUGCUCAGCUGUAGCCCUCACAGGGAAAUUACCGGAGUGGGCGCUGGGCCAUCCUGGUGCCCCCUUCCACUGUGGGCAGGGCCUUUCAGCACCUCUGUGGGUACGCUGCAGGCCAAGGAGGAGCUUAGCAAGACUGCAGCCCAGCCCACCUCCGCGGGGUCCUGCAGGCCUGCUGAGAGGCCUGGCGCUGCCCGGCAGAGUGAUGGGCUCAGAACUGCCGGCUCUGGGAGACCCAGGCUCAAGCCCCUGGAUUGUAUCCCAGCCCUUGGCAGAGAUGAGUGAGGCCCUGUAGAGCAAGUGCCAGGCCAGGGUUUCCACCCAGCUUGUCUGGACAUGGGUAGAGAGUGCACUGGGGCUUGGCAUCUAGCAUCCCAUCUGGCUCAGCCCCUGAGGGUCCUGGGGAGACUGGACUCUGCCCUGAUUUGCCAGUGGGCACUUCAGACUCGUCCUCCCAGGGGGAACUUCAGCUCCCUCCUCCACCCGCUGCCUCCCUGCAGCCCGGGGGAUAUUUUGCUCAUGAUCCCCACCCCCCCUCCAUUUCUUCUUCCCUGAAUGUGCUCUGAGCUUCCCCGAACCAGGAUCUGCCCAUCCCUACCCUGUCCCGUGUGGGGUCCCUUCCCUGCUUGACCCAAUGUCUGCAGAAUGAAGUCACCUCAGCCCCCACUGCCUAUAACUUUCAGGCCUCACUGGCUGGGUCCUGCUCAGCCUGGGUCAGUGACAAUGUGCAAGGCUGAAUGACAGCCCCUGGGGUUGAGGUCCCUGUGGCUUCUGGUCAGGCUGACCACUGGGAUGCUAUUAAAUCAGGGGUGCUCAGUACCCCUAGAGUUUGGAGAAAAGGUAUAUUUUGGGAUGGACGAUGUAUGCUUUUUUUGUUUAUUUUUUGAUGGGGGGUGGGAAGUUCUCUUUAAAAUGGGGCAAGCCACACCCCCAUUCCGUGCCUCAAUUUCCCCAUCUGUAAACUGUAGAUAUGACUACUGACCUACCUCGCAGGGGGCUGUGGGGAGGCAUAAGCUGAUGUUUGUAAAGUGCUUUGUAAAUAAACGUGCUCUCUGAAU